This is a messenger RNA of Ilex paraguariensis (yerba mate), 460 nucleotides long. The record is from the annotation of a GenBank genome assembly. NCBI's taxonomy places the organism in Eukaryota, Viridiplantae, Streptophyta, Magnoliopsida, Aquifoliales, Aquifoliaceae.
AUAUGAUGUUGCACUGGGCAUUAAUACAAUUGGAGCUAGUCAUGUUCUGAACUUUGCAAAAAAAUGUGUUAAAUUAAAGAUGCUUGUUCACGUUUCAACCGCUUAUGUAUCCGGUGAAAAGAUGGGGUUAAUAGUGGAGAACACAUACACCAUGGGUGAGGCACUUAAUGGGACAGUUGGAUUAGACAUUGAUGAAGAGAAGAAAGUGGUGGAGGAAAGACUGACGGAGCUUCGCGGUGAAAAAGCUUUGGAGCGAACAAUUACAUCGGCCAUGAAGGCUCUUGGAAUCCAAAGAGCAAGGAAGUAUGGCUGGCCAAAUACCUAUGUAUUUACAAAAGCAAUGGGAGAGAUGCUCGUAGGGCACCUCAAAGAAAACAUACCAGUAGUUAUCAUUCGUCCUACCAUCGUAACCAGUACCUACAAAGAGCCAUUUCCUGGUUGGGUUGAAGGGAUCAGGUAA